This is a messenger RNA of Neltuma alba, 1774 nucleotides long. Its product is annotated as leucine-rich repeat extensin-like protein 5. Lineage: Eukaryota; Viridiplantae; Streptophyta; Magnoliopsida; Fabales; Fabaceae. The record is from RefSeq and is a predicted model, not a curated record. The coding region runs from base 181 to 1422 and encodes 413 amino acids. The transcript has 3 exons.
UAAUUACUCUUCAUUCCUUCUUUCUGGGCAGUUCUAGGGCUCUUCCUACUCUGCAAUACUUGUUAUAAAACCCCACCGUUGUACUGCGUUAUUCUGGUCUUUACAAAGUCUCAUAUAGCAGCACAGUUCAUUGCACUGAGCUUUAAGCAGUAACUGAAAGAAGCAGAGGUGAACUGAAGAAUGAGAAGUUGCUUUCUUCUUCUCUAUCUGACUCUAGCGAUUAUUUCUCUCACUCAUUGUGAUGCAGAGAGAUCGAUGAGAAUAUCAAAAGGUACAAAACAUGGGAGAAUUCUGACACACAAGCACAUGAAGAAGUUAAGAAUGGCGGUCAAGCAUUUUGAUCUUUCUUCUUUUGAGUUUUCAAAUGCACAGAGUGUUGACUCAUCAUCUCCUUUACCACCUUAUGAAUCUCUGGCUCCUAUUCCUUUGCCACAAAAUAGCCCACCGUUUUGUUAUCCUCCCCCACCUCCGAUGGGCCUUCAAUUACCACCUCCAGGCCCACCUGGGUCUCUUUCCACACCAACCCCACAAAGUAUCCCAAACUCGCCCGGCAUGGGUUCACCAUUACAGAAUCCUCCAAUUAUUAUCCCAGGCCCACCAGGUAAUAUUCCGCCCUCACCUGGGUCCACAUCAGGCCCACCAAAUACUAUCCCAUCCCCAGGUGGAGGCACCGGUCCAGGCUCGCCUGAAAUACAAAAUCCUCCCAUUGUGCUCCCAAGCCCUUCUGGAUCUACGACGAGCCCACCAGGUGCUAUCCCAUCCCCGAGUGGAGGCACUGGGCCCGGCUCGCCUGAAACACAAAAUCCUCCGAUCAUUCUCCCAAGCCCUCCUGGAUCUACAACAAACCCACCAAGUACUAUUCCAUCUCCGGGUGGAGGAACUGGGCAAAAUCCACCUACAACGAACCCACCAAAUGCAAUUCCACCUCCAAAUGAAGGUAAUGUUCCAGGCUCCCCAGAACCAAUACAAAAUCCUCCAAUUAUUCUUCCAGGCCCGCCCGGGUCAACCAUGAGCCCGCCCGGUACAAACCCAUCUCCCGGUGGUGGCGGCGGCGGAGGAGGCAGUGUUCCCAGCCCAACAGUGUUUGAGCCUCCUGUAGUGUAUCCGCCACCUUCAGUGCCUCCCCCUCCCAGGCGGAUGGCCCCAAGUGGAGCCCUAUGGUGUGUGGCUAAGCCAUCAGUCCCGGACCCAAUAAUGGAAGAUGCUAUGAACUAUGCCUGUGGGACAGGAGCAGAUUGUGAUCCCAUUCGGCCCAAUGGGCCUUGCUUUGAGCCCGACACUGUUAUUGCACAUACUUCAUUUGCCUUCAAUAGUUUCUGGCAAAAUUCCAAGGCUGCCGGUGGGAAAUGCGACUUUGGAGGCACUGGCAUGCUCGUUUCAGAGGACCCAAGCUACGAUGGAUGCCAGUUUGUCUACAGAUAAUUGAGAGAUUCUUUAUGCAACUUUUGGAGUCUGCCAUAAAACAACAACGAACACACCAGUUUCUUUUUCCUUCAUUUUUCAUAUAAUCUUUAUUUGGGAAAUAAGAUAUUUUUGUCAGCUUUAAUUUUCUAUUACUUUGGAAUUUGAAAGGGAAAAAUUACACCUAGAUUUUUUUUGUAAGUAGUGCAGGAUUAAUGGCUUAAUGUCAUUGAUUAAUUUGUGGUCUUUUCAUUUGUAAGUAUUGUAGGAUUGGGCAUCAUUAAAUGGAAGUUACUAAAUAGAAGGUGGAUGUGUAGAGGGCAUCGGAAUAAUAUUGAAACGUAAAACUAUAUAUGGUUUCAACAUGAUUUAA